ACACAGCAUUGGUAAACACAAGUGGUUAAAUAUAGCAGCAGCCUCAGCCGCAGCUCGCGGACGAACGUGAGUCUUCAGUCCUUGGCGAUGCGUUCGGGACGUGCCAGAAUCCAGAGUGGCUCCAAGCAGAAAGUGCAAUCUCUUUGGGUGAGCCUGCAGCGCUGCUGACAAGUUGGGAUCGCCUGCGUCUUCCACCGCAUUUCCCGACAGUGUGAGCAGCGAUUGUCCCUGUCUCUCUCUCCGUCCUCUGGCGUCGCAAGCUUCUCAAGUCUGCUGCUCAUUCCCGUCCCAGCUCUUCAUUCGGCUUGUUCUUGAAGGAAAAAAAAGACACACACGGAUGUAAUUCGCACACGGUAUUUUAUGGCAAGAGCUACAGAUGCAGAGACUCAGUGAGGAAGCCGACGCAAGCUCGGAUGAGGAGUUUCUGGAUGCUCCGGGUGAUAUGUCCACGAUCUCUUUGGAAACGUCCACAUUUCCCGAGCAGACAAGUGUGGAGAGCCAAGAUGAAGAGGAAGGCAUGUCCAGGAGAGGGGAAGCGUGGGCCACGGAGCCUCGCGUGCUGCUGCUGGUGCUGCACGGCAAUGGCCAGGAGCCAAAAUUCACGGGCGCCCUCGGAGCUCGGUCGUCGUCCAGGGACAGGGCGCCGUUUGUGACGGAGUCCAGGUUCGGCCGUUCCGGCAGCGGAGCUGCGGCGCAGGCGGGCGGCGCGGAGGCGCGGUGCGCGCACAAGGACGCCCUCAGCCUGCACUCGGCCAUCGACGCCGUGAGCAGGGCACACUUCCCAGCUGCCGUGGGGCGCGUGAGCGUGAGGGCAGUGCCGUGUCCGCCCAUCUGCGCCAGCGCCUUUGCCAUCCUUACGCAACUUAGUCCACACGGCUCUGACGCGAGCUGUGAGCCCAGCAGCUCGGCCCCGGCGUCUCUGUCCGUGCUGCCGCUCCUGGCGACAUCCAGCCCCCAGUACCAGGAGGCUGUGAGCACUCUGAUCCACCGGAUCAACCUCGCUCACCGCGCCUUCCUCUCCUCCUCAGAGGGCACUGCAUUUCAAGGGAAGGUGUGCUUGGUGGGAGACGGCGUGGGUGGGAUCAUGGGGUUUGAUGCCCUGUGCUGGAGCAAACGGGCCCCAGGCGACAGCUGGGACAGCAGCCGACAGGGAAGCUUUAAGAGCAGCUCGGACAGUAACCCAGCAUCGCCGGCUGGAGAGCCUCUCAGCUGCCCUCACGGCCACCAGACCCGUGGCUCCCCCCUGGCCAGCAGCCGAGGCCUGAGCCGCAGUGAGCAAGAGCUGCUCGUCAACAUGAGCGACCUACCGCCCUGUCGGCUGGAGAGGAAGCGGGCCGGGCCCUGUGUGGCACUGGGGCACCUCCACCUGCACCAGGCCUCUCUCGCCAGUGUGCAUGGCUGCUUCACUCGGGAUGAGGUGGAGACUCGGCGAUGGAGCAGUUCCUCGGCGACCGACUCCGCCCCUGCUCCCCCUCGCCUCGAUUUCCCGGUGUCCGACUUCUUCCUGCUGGGCUCGCCCCUGGCACUGGUGCUCACUCUGCGGCGUCUCGCCCUCCCCUCCAACAGCCUUUCCCAGUUGCGGCCGGCUUGCCAGCAGAUCUACAACAUCUUCCAUCCCGCCGACCUGUCUGCGUGUCGCCUGGAGCCUCUGUUUGAUCAACGUCUGACACAAAUCCCUCCGCAUAGAGUACCCCGCUACCCCAGCCUGCAGAUGGUGGAGAGGCAUUCAACACUGAUGGCGUCAGCAAUUCAGCGCUACUUCGCGGAAGAGGCCGCACAAGUCGGAGACGUCCAACACAACCUGGCGAGGACGACGUUUGAGGCGCUUCCGGAAGCAACUCGCCAAUGCCUGGCAAAAGAACACAGCCCCAUGCCAGCGGCGAUAUUCACGACCGCGGACAUUAGUGGCAUCCUGUCCAGGUGGUGGGGAGUCAAGCGGAUCGACUACUGGCUGCAUUGCCCCGAGGCCGUGCGGCCCUUCCCAGCCGUGUCCUCUGCCCAGCUCUCACACACGAGCUACCUGGAGUCCAUGGACGUUGCCGCGUUCCUCCUGCAGCAGGUGCUGGGUCCAGGCAGAGUGGGAGCGACUCAGCAGAUGUCCCAGGAUGGCUCAUCGUCACCGUGCAAACCCCUGGAGAAGUGGCUCAAGAAAAGGACUUCUGUCAAAAUUCGAAACGUCACGGCGAACCACAGGGCCAAUGACGUCAUCGUGGUAGAAGGCAGCGCACAGAGCCUUGCUGGCCGCUUCAUGUAUGGGACCCUUGACAUGGUCACCCUCACUGGGGAGAAGGUUGACAUGUUUAUCAUGACCAAGCCCCCAGAAGGAGAGUGGGUAUACUUUGACACUCAGGUGACAAACAGCAGUGGCCGCGUCAGCUACGUCAUCCCUGACAUUCAGCACAUUGGCAUUGGCCUCUAUCCCGUCAAGAUGGUCGUCAGAGGAGACCGCACGUUUGCUGACAGCUUCCUGGCUGUGCUUCCCAAGGGGACGGAGUGCGUCGUCUUCAGCAUCGAUGGCUCAUUCGCGGCGAGUGUGUCGCUCACGGGCACUGACCCAAAGGUGCGCCCAGGGGCCAUCGACGUUGUGCGGCACUGGCAGGAACUGGGCUUUCUGCUUAUAUACGUGACGGGGAGGCCUGACAUGCAGAAGCAGAGAGUGGUGGCAUGGUUGGCACAGCAUAACUUCCCACACGGCCUCAUGUCAUUUUGUGACGGACUGGUUCACGACCCACUUCGACACAAGACCAACUUUCUCCGAAGCCUUCAGCAAGAGGCUCAUAUGAGGAUCCACACAUCAUAUGGGUCGAGUAAAGACAUCGGAGUGUACCACGCUCUGGGGCUGUCUCCAUCGCAGAUAUACAUCGUGGGACGGCCAUCGAAAAAACACCACCUCCAAUGUCAGUACAUCUCCGAAGGCUACGCGGCUCACCUCGUGCAGCUGGAGUGCAGCAGCAUCUCGCGGCCGGCUCAAGUGAACGCACGCGUGCAGCACCACGCGCGGGCCCUGGACCUGGCAGGCCACGGCACCCGCCCCUCGCGGCCUCUCCCGCCGUGCGAGGCGGCGGGCUGUGCCCACGCUGCGGAGCGAGCGCACAGCCAAUCGGAGCCCGAGGCGGAUCCCGAGCGGAGGCAGCACGGCCAGAGGAGCAUGAGCGUGACCGUGUCGCAUGUUGAGCACUGAGCCUGGGCCCACGCUCCAGUAGAGCUCUUCCACCCCCACGCUUCAAGCCCCGUUCGUCAGGUGCCACUGUUUUCAGUUAAAAUAUUCACCCGGACGAUCACUUCAGAUGGAACGUCCCGUUUGCAAGGGGUGUCCCAGGCUUUUGAUUGGUGUGCACGUACACAUCGGUACAUACACAUAUAGAUGCGUACCCAUGAACGCUCAGAUUUUUUAAUCGCAACCAGUAAGCAUUUUCAUAAUUGAUUAUUAGUUUAAAAAUUCAGGAACUGGGAAUCGUUUUCAUUGGAAGUUUAGCAAUAAAUGGCGCGCGCAAACGUACCAACAGCAUGCAUCGGAUAUUUGCCCUCAUUUCUCAGUUAAAACGUAACAGUGCUUGCUAACAGCACUACUGGUGGAAAGGCCUCCACUAAAGGGAGCUCUCGAGAAUAUUUGGCUGCUCUUCCACGCUGACCAGACCUCUUGGCGUACCCACGCCUUUCCCCACCGCACGCUACCUGCCGAUCGACUGUGGUGGACCCAUUUGUAUCGUUGGGUGAACAGAGGCGGUGGUGGGGGGGGGGGUUUAAGAAAACUUGCAGCAUCGUUUCCACUGCCGCGCCGAGAGAUAAAAUUGAUAAGGUGACCUCUGGAUUGCAAGUCCUGUGUGUUAUCACACCACUAUUACUCCAUUCAUAUUUCAGCUAAAAAUGUGUCUAUUGCUCGACAGUCCUACACAUGCGACAAACUGGUAACUAGUUUUGACAAAAAAUGUUAAUGCUAUAACUCGAAUAUACACACAACUGCCGCCAUUCGCCACGAAGUGGCGGUAACGUCGCUAUGGCGCUUAUCCCAAGCCAGGUGCAACCUGAGGCCACGUGAAGUGUUGAAGGCUCGCUGACAGGUCACGGGACAGACCCGGGAAAGUACUGUUAGCGAGCUCCAAUGAAGGCCAAUAGGGCACAGUACCAUGGCCAGCCACCUGUCUUACCAGUGGUGAUGUUUGACCACUACACCAGCUGCUCAUUUUAGGUUAAGUGGACCUAGGGGAGGCACAGGACCGGUUCAGAUACUCAUCACUUAUGUUGGCCACGAGUGAGAAUCGGACUUGGAUCACAGGGUUCGUAGUUACUACAAUACCUCUACCCACCACACAUAUACUCGCAUACAUUAAUACGUAUGUCCGCUACACGCAUAUACACGCAUACAUAGCAAACUAGUAACGGCACGUAUAAAAACAUUUAAUUCCACGCAAAAGUCAUGGUUUUGCAGGAUAUUCAGUGAGACAUCAGUUUUGUUAAGCCCAGUUAAACCUCUUCAUACUAUUUUGCAUGGCCCCAGCCAAAUUGAAUGUUGGAUGUGGGCACACGUUGAUAAACUCGGGAGCAAUGACCAUGCUACAAGAAAUCACUGACUUUAGACACGGGAUGUUAAUAUGCACAAAAAUGCCACAUGGGAAUGGUAUUACAAUGUUGCACUGUACCGCAAGUUUUUCAUUAUCAGAAUAUAUCCUUAAAAAAGUGGAUUCUUAAGCUCUGAAUAAUGCCAAACUUGUUAGAAUUAUGCUGUUGUGCGGUGGGUUUUGCACACUGAUUGGCAAAAAAUCCAACAAAUUGCCCAACACCAAUGGGAGUAUUUUGCUCGCAUGCUUCGAACACUGUCACUUAACGCUUUCACAGCCUUAUAUUUUUUAAAUGCUGCCCGGAAGCCAGACAAUUGUGGCGUUCAUGGUUAUGGGUGAAGCUGGGGCCAGUACUGUGUUUUGGUAAAUGGUGUGUGGAAUAUUUUGGAGGGGGAGGGGGGGGGUAUGACCUUGGGCCGUAUGUGCAAUUAUUUUUCUUUCCUUUCUCAGAUGUUGCUACUAGAUGGCAGCAGCAGACAAUCGUGUGUGUGUGCGUCGCCCGCAAAACAGAAACAGGAAGGGCACCCUUUGCCUGGGUCCCGAGGGGUAAGACGGGCGAUUAAAAACCCAAUCACAUGUUUGAAUAGGUUGUAUCACGAUACAUGUCACCGCUGAGCUCUAGAGUUGUAGAAGUUGAAACUGCAAGGAACUCGUAAGUCCCUGCUCUAGCCCAACGGAACUUUCUUGGCCACUUUUUUUUAAAAAGACUGCCUUGACGAAUAUUGUUGCAUGGGUCCAGAAUAGUUGUGAAGCAAUGAGGUGCUGUCGGCCGCAUUCUCUUUGUAUAAAUCGCCACGGAUAUAUUUAAUGUGUGUUGCCCUGUCCCAUUGCAGGAUGUUAUCGGGUCAGAUAGCAUUUUGCAAAAGAAACAUGUUCGUUGAUGGGAGCAACUGUGUGCCAAUGUGCUGCGCGUUACUCAUAGGGAACUGUUCACGUGUGGAAUUGUUGCACUAUUUUGUUUUAAAAUAUAAAAUUGAUAUUCGAGUAUAAAGCACUGAACAUUUAUCCUCCGUAGCAACUCAAUGCGAUGAGUAAAGUUAGGUUGUAUAAAAAAUAAUCUAGUUUUAGUAAAGGACCAAAGGCAAUGUUUUGGCCUAACCUUGGCUUGUGAGUUUCGUAACGUUAAUAUAUAUACCGUAUAUCGGCUGGCAUGCACAUCCUGUGUAUUGAUAAUUGUAGGUGACUUGUGUUUUUAAAGCUUUUGUACAAGUAAUAAUUCCCCACAAUUUACGAACAAUACCUAAUUCGUUUCCAGUAUGACGUACAGUACUGUUGUAUGCAAUGUAUGAUGUUCAGAGUAUUGUAUUUUACACUUCGGUCUGGCCAAAGUAUUUCCUUGUACAGCCUAAUAAGCAUGCGAAUCUCGUGAUAAUGGAAAUGUGAGCAACGUUUGUGUACACUGAGUGCUCCCUCUAGCAUUGCUGCAAGUCCUUUAGGGGUUUCCUUGACUAAAUUGUUAUUUUGUGAGGUAGCCUUGGCAGGAUAAUGGCAGACUUGGUGAUAAAAUACUGCAUCACCGGCUUCUAUGGGACCAUGAUGGAGUUAAUGCAGUAACAUUGUAGAGUGUUUGGUAAUAAAUGUGUUGACUGUA
This is a messenger RNA of Petromyzon marinus (sea lamprey), 6150 nucleotides long. Its product is annotated as membrane-associated phosphatidylinositol transfer protein 2-like. The record is from RefSeq and is a predicted model, not a curated record. Gene Ontology annotation, biological process: phospholipid transport. Gene Ontology annotation, cellular component: cytoplasm. Lineage: Eukaryota; Metazoa; Chordata; Hyperoartia; Petromyzontiformes; Petromyzontidae. Gene Ontology annotation, molecular function: phosphatidylcholine intramembrane carrier activity; metal ion binding; phosphatidylcholine binding.